AUGAAGCGUAGGGCUGACAUCAUAAAUGGAGGAGACUCAGGGUAUCGUGAUUGCAAUAGCAUUCAAAGCACGAAUGAACGAGACUACAAGCGUAUGCAUUAUGUAGAAGAAAGAACAAAUGAUAUUGGAAUUGCUAUUGCAACUGUAAAGACAUUGGCAGAUGAAAAGGAGACGGAUCCGCACCGAUUAGCACAGCGUCAAAAGCAGAUUGAUUAUGGUAAGAACACAAUUGGGUACGAUCGCUAUUGUGCUCAAGUGCCAAGGAGACAGCGUCACCCAAAGCAACAUCCGAUGACACCAGACAAGACCAUGCGCAUCGGUAAGAAGGGUUUUGAUGGAAUCAUACGCAAGUGGCGACAAGCGCUGCACAAGUACGACCCGCCAGAACUAGCAGAGGCAACCAAGGCAAUGACGACAGAUAAUCAGAACAUAGUAACAGGAGAUGCAGUGGCCAAGAACGUUAAUGGUGGUGCAACAAAGAGUGUAAAGUUGAAGGAGGGAGCAGCAAUGACUUCCGCUUGUGCUGCAACGACAACAUUGUCAAAGUCCGAUGAGAAGACUGCGGUACGACCAGAAAGCAACUUUACUGGAUCUACUCGCUCCAUUUACGAGAAUUUUAAUGAGGACAAUUUUGACGAUGACGAGUCGGAUGAUGAUUUGUUGUAG
This is a messenger RNA of Peronospora belbahrii, 666 nucleotides long. Lineage: Eukaryota; Oomycota; Peronosporomycetes; Peronosporales; Peronosporaceae. The record is from the annotation of a GenBank genome assembly.